This is a messenger RNA of Hemicordylus capensis (graceful crag lizard), 3199 nucleotides long. It is a transcript of the gene KHSRP, whose product is annotated as KH-type splicing regulatory protein. Gene Ontology annotation, biological process: regulation of DNA-templated transcription. The coding region runs from base 113 to 2473 and encodes 786 amino acids. Lineage: Eukaryota; Metazoa; Chordata; Lepidosauria; Squamata; Cordylidae. The transcript is spliced from 21 exons. Gene Ontology annotation, cellular component: cytoplasm; nucleus. Gene Ontology annotation, molecular function: mRNA binding. The record is from RefSeq and is a predicted model, not a curated record.
CGUUCCCAGCGUGCAGUGCGGGCGUGUGUGUGUGGGGAGAGAGCGCUCGGCCUGGUUCCCGCCUUGAGCUCUCGUUGCCGCCGCCGCCUCCAUUUCUUCCGCCACCAACGCUAUGUCGGACUAUAGCGCAGGCGGUCCGCCACCGCCUUCCGCUGGGCCGCCGGGCGCGGCUGGAGCCGCCGGGCCGCCCAAUCAGGGUGGCGGAGGAGGCGCUGGCGGCGCUGGUCAGGCCGGCGGAGCGGCGGGUCCCGGGCCGGGCGGGAUCCGUAAGGACGCCUUCGCGGACGCGGUUCAGCGCGCCCGGCAGGUGAGGGAAGAGGAUGGGGAGCCGACUAUGAAGGAGAUAGCGGCUAAAAUUGGGGGGGACUCGGCCACAACAGUGAACAACACUACUCCUGACUUUGGAUUCAGUGGUCAGAAGAGACAACUGGAAGAUGGAGACCAGCCAGAGAGCAAGAAAAUGGCUCCACAGCCAGAACCCAUGCCACCACCCCCUCAGCUUGGACCUAUCCAUCCUCCCCCCAGGUCUACAGUGACUGAAGAGUACAGAGUACCUGAUGGCAUGGUGGGACUCAUCAUAGGAAGAGGUGGGGAGCAGAUCAACAAAAUACAGCAGGACUCUGGAUGUAAAGUACAGAUUUCGCCAGACAGUGGAGGAUUGCCAGAGCGAAGUGUAUCGCUGACAGGAUCGCCAGAAUCUGUGCAGAAGGCAAAAAUGAUGCUUGAUGAUAUUGUAUCUCGAGGGCGUGGUGGGCCUCCUGGUCAGUUUCACGAUAACGCCAAUGGGCAGAAUGGUACAGUGCAGGAAAUCAUGAUCCCAGCUGGGAAAGCAGGCUUGGUGAUCGGCAAGGGAGGGGAAACGAUUAAGCAGCUACAGGAGCGAGCUGGAGUGAAAAUGAUUUUAAUUCAGGACGGUUCACAAAACACGAAUGUAGAUAAGCCCCUUCGGAUAAUUGGCGACCCUUACAAAGUACAGCAAGCCUGUGAAAUGGUAAUGGACAUCUUACGAGAACGGGACCAGGGUGGCUUUGGUGACCGAAACGAGUACGGUUCCAGGAUUGGUGGAGGAAUAGAUGUUCCCGUGCCCAGGCAUUCUGUUGGUGUGGUUAUUGGGCGUAGUGGUGAGAUGAUUAAGAAAAUACAAAAUGAUGCUGGAGUUCGAAUACAGUUUAAGCAAGAUGAUGGGACGGGUCCUGAGAAGAUUGCCCAUAUUAUGGGUCCACCGGACAGAUGUGAACAUGCUGCCAGGAUUAUCAAUGACCUGCUCCAGAGUCUCCGGAGUGGCCCACCAGGUCCCCCUGGAUCAGGAAUGCCUCCUGGUGGAGGCAGAGGUAGAGGCAGAGGGCAAGGUAAUUGGGGGCCUCCUGGAGGAGAGAUGACCUUCUCUAUCCCCACUCACAAGUGCGGGCUGGUUAUUGGCCGAGGUGGAGAAAACGUCAAGGCCAUAAACCAGCAGACAGGAGCCUUUGUGGAAAUAUCCCGGCAGCUACCGCCCAAUGGAGACCCCAACUUCAAACUGUUCAUCAUCCGAGGCUCACCUCAGCAAAUUGAUCAUGCCAAGCAGCUUAUCGAAGAAAAGAUUGAGGGUCCUCUCUGCCCGAUUGGACCAGGACCUGGGCCUGGCGGACCUCCUGGACCGGCUCCAAUGGGCCCCUUCAACCCAGGGCCUUUCAAUCAAGGGCCACCCAGUGCUCCCCCUCACUUCCAUGUGCAUGACCGGGGGCGGGGGGGCGAGCAGGCCCACCCCCAUGGCGGCGGCAGCAGACGGGGUGCCUGUUGGGCCUGUCCAUCCGGCCCAGCGGCUCUUGAGAACUCUGAGGUGCUCCAGUGCGCCUGCGCAGUUGAACUAGAUCGUCGCAAGCCCGUGAUGUCACAGGGCGGAGGUUCGGCGCAGUGGCAGGAGGCCACAGACUGGGGCCCCAAGGUCCAGGGCCCUGGGGGGCCACCACCUCCACAGUACCCACCCCAAGGCUGGGGGAACGCCUAUCCACAGUGGCAGCCUCCUGCACCUCACGACCCAAGUAAAGCGGCAGCAGCGGCAGCAGCAGACCCCAAUGCAGCCUGGGCAGCCUAUUAUUCGCACUACUACCAGCAGCCACCUGGCCCAGUUCCGGGAGCACCCCCAGCCCCCACAGCCCCACCGGUGCAAGGGGAGCCACCGCAGCCGCCCCCGACUGGGCAGUCGGACUACACGAAAGCGUGGGAGGAGUACUAUAAAAAACUAGGCCAGCAGCCACAGCAGCCAGGAGCCCCACCACAGCAGGACUACACAAAAGCUUGGGAAGAGUAUUAUAAGAAGCAAGCAGCUCAAGUAGCUACUGGGGCAGGGCCAGCAGCACCACCAGGACCUCAGCCAGACUACAGUGCAGCCUGGGCAGAAUACUACAGACAACAAGCUGCCUACUAUGGACAGACACCCGGCGCUGGUGGCCCAGUGCCACCACCCACACAGCAGGGACAGCAGGCUCAGUGAGUUGAAUGUGAACCUCCCCAUCUCUGAGAACCUUUUUGUUUUGGGAAGAGGUGGCCGCAGCAGAAAGUGACGGGGUGGGAAGGGAGCUGGCCUGUUGCUCUGAUUGCUGGGUUUCUUCUGGGAAUUUUGGCCAUGCCCCCUUCGAGUCUCUUUAAAAUAAAUCCAAAUCUCCAAACUCCUAAUGUUGAGCCAGCAGCUGUAGAAGAUAGCAGACUAAAACCGCCGCUGCCGCCAGACCCAAUCCUGCCUGACACACACCUCAGUUUUCAGGGUAACACUUCCUCUUUUCUUUCUGUUUUUGUUUUAAAAAUAAACUUUACAAGGAAAAGUCACUCUGCUUUUUAGUUAGAGUUGGAACAUUCCUCGGACAAAGGUGUUGGUGUUUCAGACAAAACCUUCCCUGCCCCUCCAUUUCUCCACUGCUGGGACUGAUCUGUCGUGUUUUUGUCCAAGAGAAAAUUGAAACAAAAUUGUAUGCUCAAUUUUUACUUUUUACCGCUCGUUUUUAACUUCACAAAUAAAUGAUAACAAAACAUCCCCCUGUGUCUGCUGGGUGGUGUCUGUCUUUCUCUCUCUGUCCAUAAGGUUUUUUGAAGCUGAUGUUUGUUCACAAUAUAGCUGUUGUAAAAGCCUGAUAAUGGUCAUGAAUUAAGAGCUUCCUGUGUUUUUAUAGUUUGAGCAGGCAUUUGUGCAUUUUUGUUGAAUAAAAUGCUUUUUUGUUUUAAA